AUGGCCCUACAGAAGUUAUCUGACUUUUUGGGUCUAGGAGAAGAACAGCUUCUAUCUCUACCUCUGGUUAACGCACAGAAGUAUGAUGAAAAGACUAUUCCCCCCACCCCCAUUCUAUAUGUGAUAUUAUAGGUUCACCAAAUGAAGAUCAGCUUCUUUAUCAAUGGUCUGGAAGAUGACAACACAGCUUUUGAUUCCAGAAUUCUCACUGGGUUAAUUGCAGACCCCUCUGUUGAUGGUGAAUGGCGAAUUGGGCAGAAUUUAAAUGGUUCAGAGCAAUUUGUUGGAAGGAUGCAAGAUUUCAGAUUGUACCAAACGACACUUACAAACAGAGACAUUUUCGAAAUACAAUCUGGAAAAUUCCCUCAACUCCAUACUCAGUCUGAAUGUCGCUGUCCAGGGAGCCAUCCAAGGGUACACCCUUUGGUACAGAGGUACUGCAUCCCUAACGGCGCUGACGACACAACAAAUGACAGAGUCCUUAGAUUAAGCCCUGAGGCUCACCCCUUGAACUACAUCAAUGAUAAUGAUAUUGGAACUUCAUGGAUUUCAUCUGUAUUUUACACCAUUGAACAACUCAAUCACGGAGUCACCAUUACAAUAGACCUAGAAAAUGGACAGUACCAGGUAUUUUACAUUAUACUCCAGUUCUUCAGCCCACAACCUGAAGCGAUACAGAUACAAAGGAAAAAGCAACAUGACCUCGAUUGGGAAGACUGGCAAUAUUUUGCAAGAGACUGCAGCGUAUUUGGAAUGGAGAAUAAUGGGUUGCUAGAAUAUCCAGACUCAGUCAACUGUCUCCAGCUUCCUAGCAUUACUCCAUAUUCCCGUGGAAACAUUACUUUCAGCGUUCUUACUCCAGAACCAAAUCGUCGUCCAGGAUACAAUGAUUUCUACAACACGCCAUCACUUCAAGAGUUUGUCAAAGUCUCAGAAAUAAAAAUUCAGCUACUUGGCCAGUAUCAUACUACUGCGCCUUCAGUUGACUUUAGACAUAGAUACUACGGAAUUGAUGAAAUUACUGUCAGUGGGAGGUGUAAUUGUUUUGGCCAUGCUGAUCACUGUGAUACAAGUACUAAUCCAUAUAAAUGUCUUUGCUCUAAGGAAAGCUACACUGAAGGCAAUAAUUGUGAUCGCUGUUGGCCACUAUACAAUGACAAGCCUUUUCAUCCAGGAGAUCAAGUUCAUGCUUAUAAUUGCAAACCUUGUCAAUGUUAUGGCCAUGCAACAAGCUGUCACUACAACAGGACAAUGGAUCCUUAUCCUAAUGAACACUACAGAGGUGGUGGAGGAGUCUGUGAUGACUGUCAACAUAACACCACAGGAAGAAACUGUGAAUUGUGUAAGGAUUUAUUUUAUCGGCCUGUAGAUGCAACUCUUUCAGCUGUGGAUGUUUGUAAACCUUGUGAAUGUUGCACAGCAGGCACGAAAAACAGUAGCCACUCGUGUGACAAGAUGGGAGGCCACUGUAAUUGUAAGAGACAUGUGUCUGGCCGACAGUGCAAUCAAUGCCAGGAAGGAUUCUACAAUCUUCAACAGUCAGAUCCUGAUGGCUGUAGCUCCUGUAACUGUAAUACCUCUGGGACAGUCAAUGGAGGUAUUACCUGUCACCCAAAUUCAGGCCAGUGCAAAUGCAAGGAAAAUGUUAUCGGUCUCAGAUGUGAUCACUGCAACUUUGGAUACAAAUUCCUCAAAGAAAUCAAGAAAGAUGUCUGCGAGCCUUGCCAGUGUAACACUCAUGGUUCAGAGCAUAAUUUCUGCAACCCUUCCACUGGUCAGUGCAGAUGCAAGGAAAAUGUCCAAGGACUGAACUGUGAUACUUGCAUUGAUGGCUUUUACGGCAUGGAUGCUUUCGGCUGUAAGCCUUGUGACUGUGCAGUGGAAGGAACUGUUCCUGGCACAGUGUGUGAUCCUAAAACAGGAAAGUGCAUCUGCAGACCUAACUUUGGGCGACGGCAAUGUGGUGACUGCUUAGAUGGGCAUUACAGAGUUCUGUGGAAUGAUUCUUUAUUGUGCCUUUCAUGUAACUGCAAUAAGGCUGGUACUCUAAAUAGUUCCUUGCUGUGCAACAAAUCAACAGGACAAUGUCAUUGCAAAACUGGUGUCACAGGUCUUCGGUGCGAUCAGUGCUUGGCUCAUUCGUACAAUCUCACCACUCAAAACCCUCUUGGUUGUGAGAUUUGUGGCUGUGAUCCCUUGGGUACACUACGAGGAAGUGUUUGUGACCAGAUCAACGGACAAUGCGUUUGCCUGCCUCACCACCAGGGAAGGAGGUGUCAUGAGUGUAAACCAGGUUUUUACAUUUCCCUUCAUAGUGUCAAUGGCUGCUCUCCCUGUUUAUGCCACCCAACUGGUUCGGUAGAUGAAUCCUGCAAUAGUCUCACUGGCCAGUGCGUUUGCCAAGAUCCUUCUAUAGCUGGGAGAAGAUGUGACCGAUGCAGGGACUACUAUUAUGGAUUUGAUGCAGAAACUGGGAAAUGUCGGCAUUGCAAUUGUCAUCCUGCAGGAGCAAUUAAUGGGACUUGUCAUGCCGUGACUGGACAAUGUGUAUGUAAACAAUUCACAACAGGCUCAAAAUGUGACAUCUGUGUUCCUGAUGCUAGUAAUUUGGAUGUCUACAACCUAUUUGGAUGCAGUAAAAUUCCCUCCCAGCAGCCUCCACCAGCAGGAGAGGUUCUAAAUUCUUCCGCUAUUGAGGUCACGUGGAAUCCACCUGACUCUCCGAAUUCAAACCAGCUGAUUUACAAACUCUACAGAAAUGAGAGUCAGAUCCACACAACAGAGGACAACUACCCUUAUAGUACCCAGAUGUUCACUGACAGCAACUUGCUUCCUUAUGCCUUCUAUUCAUACCAACUUGAGACCAGCAACGUCCAUGGAUCUACAAGAAGUGCAACCUUGACAUAUAGGACACAGCCUGGGAUACCUGUAGGAAACUUGCAUUUAAACCCAAUUCUUCCUGUUGGGACGCGCUCAGCUUCAUUCAACUGGACAGCUCUAUCAAAUGACUCGGGUCCUAUAGAGAAAUAUGUUCUGACCUGCAGGUCUCCACUUGAUCUUAAACCUUGUGGCCAUUAUGAAGGCGGGGAAACAUCAACAACUGUUUGGAAUUUGCUUCCAUUUACAAAAUAUAGUUUUGAUGUUCAAGCAUGCACCAUUGCGGGUUGUUUGCUCAGUGAAGAGGUGUCAGUAGUGACAGAGCAGGCCCCACCUGAAGAGCAGGAACCGCCAGUCAUACAAAGUGUCAGCGCUACUGAAUUAGCUGUAAAAUGGACCCCUCCCAAGAAACCAAAUGGUGUAAUUAUUAGGUACGAACUGUACAUGAGAGGUGCCCUUCAGUCAGAUGGAAGUCAUGUCCCCCCUGAGAGUCGUGUUUUCCAGACCAGUGGCUGGUUUAGUCCUCAUCCAGUAUUAGAAUCUGCCAAUGAAAAUGCUCUGACACCACCACUGACCAGCAUCAAGGUCACUGAUUUGAAGCCGUUCACAGAAUAUCACUUUCGUGUUUUAUCGGUCAAUAUGGCUGGGAGCACAUUUUCAAGUUGGACAUCACAGAGAACAGCAGAGGCAGCUCCUGUGUUCAUGCCACCUCCAUCAGUAUUCCCUCUUUCGCCAUAUUCUCUCAAUGUAUCUUGGGAAAAACCACAAGAUAAUGAAGCAAGAGGAGAAGUAAUCGGGUACAGCGUGAAUGAAAUUACUGAACAAAAAGAGUUGCCAGUAUUUUCUCAGGUUUUGUAUAUCGCUGAAGCUCAUGAGCAGUCCUAUGUAGUGAUGGGAUUGAAACCAUACAGAAUGUAUUACUUUACCAUUACUCUCUGCAAUCGAAUCGGUUGUAUCAGCAGUGCGUCAGGAAUGGGAAAAACUUUAGCUGCAGCUCCAGGACAGCUAACUGCCCCUUACAUUGAAGGAGUAAAUAGCACAGUAAUAAAGAUAAGUUGGAAUGAACCUGAGGAACUCAAUGGGCUCCCUCCAAUCUAUCACCUGGAGAGAAUGGAUGCAUCUUUAGCAGCAUCAAAUGCAACUGUAAUAAAAGGAAUCCGUUUCCCAGGAAAUGGGUAUUAUAAAUUUCCAAGUUCUACUCUGCCGGCCAACACGUAUUUUACAGGUCUUAAAGUGAGCUUUAGAACUACAGAACCUGUUGGUCUAAUUUUUCUCUCUGUUUCACCUGGGAAUCAAGAAGAAUAUAUUGCACUUCAGCUGCAAAGUGGACGUCCUUACUUCCUUUUUGAUCCACAGGGAUCUGCUGUUGCACUAACUCCAGAUAAUGACGGUGGAAGACAAUAUAACGAUAACAGUUGGCACCAUAUAAUUGCUGUAAGAAAUCAAGCUUUGGGAACAAUCACAGUUGAUGGGCAGUUCACAGGUUCCUUGUCAGCUACAAGUGGUAGUACCAUCAUAGGAGAAAAUACUGGAGUUUUUGUUGGUGGUCUUCCGCAAGGUUUUACAAUACUAAGAAAAGACACAGGCAACACUAAAAUAAUCAGGAAAGGAUUUGUGGGGUGUCUCCGAGAUGUGUUCUUGAAAACGAUGCACCAUCCCUAUGAAGUCUGGAAGCCUUUAGAAUGGAGGGAAGCAGUGGAGCAAAGAAAUGUUUAUCUCAACUGGGAAGGGUGUCCCAGCGUGCUUUCAAGUGGAGCACACUUUCUUGGAAAAGGUUUCCUAGAACUCCAUUCACAUAUUUUUCAUGAUGGUCAGAAUAUUGAAAUCUCCUUCCUGUUUAAAACUGAUCAGCUGAAUGGAUUACUUCUGUUUGUUUACAAUAAAGAAGGCACUGACUACAUUGCUGCUGAACUGAAAAGUGGAAUUCUGAAUUUUGUGCUAAAAAAUGGUAUUGCGUCCACACAUGUGAAUCUCUGGUUGGGACUGUCCUAUUGUGAUGGAAAAUGGAAUAAAGUCAUUCUGGAAAAGAGAGGUGUAGUAGUUUCAGCCAGUGUGAAUGAAUUGACGGAGCGUACGAUGGAACCUGGUUUAGGCCAAGUGCUUGUGAACUCUCCAGUCUACAUGGGAGGAAUCCCAGAUGAGAUCCAAAAUAGGUUCAAAGAGCUGGGAUUAGAACAAGGUUUUGGUGGCUGCAUGAAGGAUGUUAAAUUUACACGAGGUGCUGUCGUUAACUUGGCAUCUGUGUCCAGCAGUGCUGUCAGAGUCAAUCUGGACGGAUGCCUAUCAACUGACAGAGCUGUUAACUGCAGGGGAAAUGACUCCAUCCUUGUGUACCGAGGAAAAGAGAGGAGUGUUUAUGAGAAUGGGCUUCAGCCAUUUACAGAAUAUUUGUACCGGAUAAUUGCUUCUAAUGAAGGAGGAUCUGUAUCUAGUGCCUGGAACCGUGGCCGCACAAGAGAGUCUGUUCCACAAAAUGUGCCAACACCCUCAGGAGUUCACGGUAUAAAUGGUUACAGCGUUGAGGUUACCUGGGACAAACCAGCUGAGGUCAAAGGUGUAAUUGAGAAGUAUAUUCUGAAAGCAGUGAGGGAAGAUGGUUCCACUGUUUCUACUGUCAGUACAGAGAUUACUAACACUACUACAUUCACAGGCAUCCUGACAGGCUUGCAGCCCUUUGCAAAGUAUGCUGUAACCCUAACAGCUUGCACUUUGGCUGGCUGUACUGAGAGCUCACAUGCUUUGAACAUCUCCACUCCACAAGAAGCUCCACAAAAUGUCCAACCACCCACAGCUGUUUCAUUUCCCAAAUCUUUACUACUAAGCUGGUCUCCACCAAAGAUACCCAAUGGGAUUAUAACGCGUUAUUCUUUAUACAUGGACACACAACUGAUUUACACUGGAAAUGAAACCAAGUAUAUUGUCAAGGAUUUAAGAGUUUUUACAGCUUAUCAGUUUCUUAUCACUGCCUGCACCAUUGUUGGCUGCACAAACAGUUCCCAAGUCACCUUGUUUACAGCUCAGUUGCCACCAACUCAUGUGGAUGCACCAGUUCUGACAGUUUUGGAUUCUAAAACAAUAUAUGCACAUUGGCAGACACCAGCAGAAGUAAAUGGAAAUCUACAGCGCUAUAUUCUGUACAUCGCCAACGAUGAGGAAAAUGUUACAGUUUGGAAUGUAAUAUAUAAUUCUACAGUUCUUUCGCGGGAUUAUACUAUCAGGCACCUUUCUCCUGGCACUGAAUACUUCUUUAAGCUAGCAGCCUGUACAGGAGGUGGAUGUACAGUUAGUGAACCUGCUUCAGCAAUAACAACUGAAAGUACACCAGAAGGCGUUCUUGCUCCAGAUGCCCAGUCAUAUUCCUCUGACUCCUUUAACGUCUCGUGGACUAAGCCAGAGUACCCGAAUGGAGUUAUUACUAGUUAUGGAUUGUACAUGAAUGGCAUUCUGGUUCAGAACUCCUCAAAGCUGAGUUACUGUAUUUCUGGUCUCCCUCCUUGGAGUUUGCAUUCCUUCAGAGUACAAGCAUGUACCGCAAAAGGCUGUGCUUUAGGCCCACUGGUAGAAGCUCGUACAAUAGAAGAUGUACCUGAAGGAAAAAUUGAAGUAUUUGUUAUUAACAGUGGAUCCAGAGGAGUCCAAGUGAAAUGGUAUCCUCCACAUGAACCAAAUGGGGACAUUAUUUAUGCUGUUCUUUUCACUGGAAUCUUUUACACAGAUGAAGCUAAUCACAAUUAUACUCAGGUAAAUGGUACACGUGUUUUAUAUAUGGGCAAAGAAGCAAAUGCAUGGGUCCUCAUUGGAGGACUAGUUCCAUUUUCGAACUACACCGUUGAAGUGAAUGCUUCCAAUAGUCAAGGCUACGUGAUGAGUGAUCCUGUAACAAUUGCCAUACCUCCUGGGGCUCCAGAUGGCAUGUUGCCUCCCAGGCUUUCAUCUGCCAUGCCGACCAGUCUUCAAGUUGUCUGGUCUAUACCAGUUCGCAACAAUGCUCCAGGCUUACCCAGCUACCGACUCCAAAUGAGGCCUAAGCAUUCCCCAGAAGAUAUUCUAGAGUUAAUCUCCAAACCUACAGCUUCUUUAAGUCAUAUAGUCACAGAUCUGCAGCCAUAUACAUCGUAUGAGAUGAGGGUUAUUGCUUCCAAUGGCUAUGGGGAUAUAUACAGCAAAUGGACUUUGAUGGUAACAGCAGAAGACAAACCAGGUCCUAUAGAUCCACCAUUCCUGAUGAAUGUUACAUCCAGAACAGCAACAAUUUCCUGGCAGCAUCCAUCAAAGCCAAACGGCAUGAUCACCCACUACAAUAUUUACCAAAAUGGCCAGCUGCACACAGCUGUUCCAGGAACAACAUCUAAGUGCCUUGUACAUGACUUGCGUCCUUACACAGUUUAUCGGUUUCAAGUAGAAGGCUGUACCUCCAAUGGCUGCUCUGUUUCUCCUGAGACUCCACCUGUUCAGACGCUUCCAGGUGCACCUGAAGAUAUUCCUGCUCCAGAGCUCUAUUCAGACACACCAACGUCAGUGCUAGUCUUGUGGCAGCCUCCUCUUCAUCCAAAUGGACUGGUUGAAAAUGUUACAAUUGAGAGGAGAGUGAAGGGAACGCAACAAAUAUCCACCGUUGCUUCCUUGCCCAUUAAUCAUUCAAAGAGCUACUUGGACCAAAGCAUGGCUCUUAGCCCGUGGACAAAAUAUGAGUACAGAAUUCUCGCAAGUACUUUUAAUGGUGGCAUUAAUAGCAGCGCAUGGGCAGAAGUAAUCACCAGGCCAUCUAGACCUGCAGGCAUCGCGCCCCCUGCAGUAACAGCAUUAGGCCCGGACACUGCACAGGUUUCCUGGAAAUCUCCUCUCAUAUUGAAUGGAGAAAUACUCAGCUAUGAAAUCCGCAUGCCAGAUCCUCGAAUCACCCUUACCAGCAACCUGUCUUCUUCCAUGAGCCACAUAGUAACCAACCUGAUUCCUUUUACGAACUACUCGGUCACCAUCAUGGCUUGCUCUGGAGGUGGUGGCUACAUUGGAGGGUGCACAGAAAGUCUACCUACUUUCCUGGCUACUCAUCCAGCACUUCCGCAAGGCAUCAGCCCAUUAUCUGUGACCCCAAUUAGUGAGUCAUUUAUUGCUGUUACUUGGCAACCACCCACCAGACCCAAUGGGCCCAACAUAAGAUAUGAGCUCCUGAGACGUAAAAUCCAGCAGCCACUUGCAUCAAAUCCCCCUGAAGAUUUAAAUCUCUGGCACAAUAUUUACUCAGGAACUCAGUGGUUUUAUGAAGAUAAGGGUCUUAGCAGGUAUACAACAUAUGAAUAUAAGCUUAUAGUGCACAAUGAAGUAGGAUACACACCAAGCGAAAAAGUAGUGGUAACAACAUUGGCAGGUUUGCCAAGUAAAGGAAGUAAUGUUACUGCACGACCUCUUAACCACACUGCUAUAGAAGUGGAAUGGUCCACGCCAACCCUACAGGAUUUACAAGGAACUGUUGAAUAUUACCUUCUGUCUUGGAAUGACACUUUCCAUAACAAAUCCAGGAAGUUCCCUGCCGGUGAAAACCAUGCAGUCAUCGGCGAACUGCAUCCUAACACGGAGUAUCGAAUUUUGCUUCAUGUUUUCAAUGGGGUUCACAGUGUCGCAAGUGAGGCAGUGGAAGUGACUACAUCAGACGGAGAGCCGGAGGGCAUGUUCCCUCCAGAGGUUCUCAUCAUCAACAGUACAGCUGUACGUGUCAUCUGGACAUCGCCUUCAAACCCAAAUGGUGUUGUCACAGAGUAUUCUGUCUAUGUAAAUAAUAAGCGAUACGAGACUGGAAUGAAGACACCCGGGUCCUUUCUUUUAGCAGAUUUGUCGCCAUACACUAUUUAUGAUAUAAAGGUUGAAGUCUGCACUGUAUAUGCCUGUGUGAGAAGUAAUGGAACCCAAAUUACAACUGUGGAAGAUGAGCCCAAAGAGUUAUCAUCACCACGGAUCCAAGUCCUUAGCUCAAGGUCACUUCAGAUUAACUGGGCGUCACCCGGACAACCAAAUGGCAUUAUCUUAGGAUAUGAAUUAUUACGCAAAGCUCAGAAUUCAUGCAUUGUAUCCCAGCAACUAUCAAAACACCAAAGUAGAGGGGUGUGUUUGUCCUUGGAAUGUGGUAUCAAUGAAAACAUCUGUGGAAGGCUGUGCUAUAAUCCGCAGUUUAAGGUGUGUUGUAAUGGGAUACUACACCACAGUAAACCAGGUUUCCAGUGCUGUGAAGAAAAGUAUCUCCUCCUUAAUCUUAAUACCUCAGGUGUUUGCUGUGGUGACCAGAUGCAUGCAAUACAGCCAGAGUAUCAGUGUUGUGGUGGCUAUUACACAAGGGUAUUAGCAGGGGAAGUAUGCUGCCCAGAUGAAGCACAGAACUGGGUUUCGGUUGGUAUUGGAGAUUCUUGCUGCCAGGGAAUUCCAUACUCCAUCUCAGGGAACCAGAUAUGUUGUGGUGGAUCACUGCAUGAUGGCUUCAAUAAGCAGUGUUGUGGUGGACAAGUAGUAAGCAAAGACCUCAGCUGCUGUGGUGAUCAAGAAAACGGGAAAGCCUAUCGACCAACAGCAGGAAUGUUCUGUUGUGGACAUGAAUAUGUGAAUAUGUCAAGUACCAUAUGCUGCUCAGCUUCCAGUGGUGAGUCUAAAGCCCACAUUAAAAAGAAUGACCCAGUGCCAUUAAAAUGCUGCGAGACUGAACUUAUUCCAAAGAACGAGGAAUGUUGUAAUGGACUUGGAUAUAAUCCUUUGAAAUAUGUUUGCUCUGACAGGAUUUCAGUUGGAAUGAUGAUGAAGAUAAAAGAGGAAUGCCAAGCUAGCACUCUGUGCCCCAUAUCUAUGGAAGGAACAGCAUACUGUGGGAGAUGUGACUUUGACAAGCAUGCUCAUCUAUGUGCUUGGGUGAAGAGCCCUUGGAGGGAUACAAAAGAAGAUGAAGGCAUUUGCCCAACUGUGGAGGAGAAGGUCUAUACAGGUGGCCCAAGUCAAUAUUCAUUCACAGAUCAGUCUCUAGAACCACAUGUUACAUACGAGUACAGGGUAGCCACGUGGAACAAAUACGGGAAAGGUGUAAGUGAAAUUAGCCGCGCUACCACCAAAGAAGAUGUACCAGAAGGUUUAAGUCCACCCCAGUGGACCAAAGUGGAUAAUCGGGAAGACAUUAUAUUUUUAAGCUGGAAAGAACCUCAAAAACCAAAUGGCAUCAUCAUUCAUUACAUAAUUCUCCGAAAUGGGAUGGAACGUUUCAGAGGAAAGGCACUGAGCUUCACUGACACCAGUGGGAUUCAGCCAUAUCAGGAGUAUUCCUAUCAAUUGCGUGCCUGUACUGUUGCUGGUUGUGCAGAAAGUCACAAGGUAGUUGCAGUCACCGUCCAAGGAGUCCCGGAAAAUGUUCAGCCACCCACCGUUACAGCUUUGAGUGCAGUGGCUUUGCAUUUGAGUUGGACAGCCCCAAGGAAGCCAAACGGCAUCAUCCGAGAAUACCAGAUCAGUCAAAUUGGGAAAGGUCUUAUACAUACUGACACUGCAGGCACGAUGCAGCAUACAGUAUCAGAUCUUCAGCCAUACAGAAACUAUAGUUUUACACUCACAGCCUGUACAUUUGCUGGGUGCACUUCCAGUCAGACAAGUUCAGGCAGAACAUUGCAAGCUGCUCCUCAAGGAGUAUGGUCACAGCCUCGUCAUAUCAUAGUUAGUUCAACUGUAGUAGAAUUGUAUUGGGAUGAACCAAAGGAAUCCAAUGGAAUUAUUUCUCAAUACCGGUUGCUUCGUAAUGGAGAAGAAAUUUUCAAGGGCGGUAAAAGAAAUCUGCAUUUCAUUGAUUCUGGCCUGCAACCAAACAGCAGAUAUGUUUAUCAGCUAGAAGCCAGCACAUGGGGUGGGAGCAAUACUAGUGACAAAUACGUCAUCCAGAUGCCAUUAGCAACACCAGAGGAAAUUCGCAUCCCUUAUAAUGUCACUACGAUAGAUGCAUAUUCCAUAUUCGUAGCUUGGGAUAUUCCCGGAUCAUUUAAGACCAAUACCCCUUUGAAGUAUAAUAUAUUACUGAAUGCUGGCAGUACCUCCCCUCUUGUAAAACCAGUUGGCCAGCCCAACUUUGCUCUUUUUGAUGGUCUGGAGCCAUACACAGAAUACGAGAUAAGGAUACAAGCCUGCCAGGAUGUCGGCUGCGGAGUUGGUGAAUGGGCAUAUGCAGUGACUGAUGAAGCCCCCCCUCAGAUGUUGGCGCCACCUGUCAUUGAGGCCACUGGAUCAGCAUCUAUACAAGUGAAAUGGGCACCACCUAAGAAACCCAAUGGAAUAAUUAAAGAGUACUUUAUUUACAGACGUCUGGUGGGCACCCAGGAGGAACUGCUUGUGUUCAUCUGGUCUGAAGGUGCUUUAGAAUUUAUUGAUGCUACGGAUGUUCUUCAUCCCUUCACCGAAUAUGAAUACCGUGUCAGAGCUCAGAAUUUGAAGGGUUCUGUAGAUAGUUCUUGGUCUUCAACACAGACUUUAGAAGCUCCUCCUUGGGGCAUGAAAGCCCCCUGGGCUGAAGCUGUAAGUGCUUACUCUGUGCUUCUAAAUUGGACCAGCCCCACUUCUCCUAAUGGUGCUAUUUCUCAAUAUCGUGUCAUCUAUCAAGAGAAGCAGAAUGACCCAACAUUUACCCCUCCAGCUGUUACUGCACUAACUGUACCGGGCAAUUUGCAUUACACUCACUUAUUUGGUUUGAAGCCGUUUACAACCUACCACAUCCACCUUGUAGCGGUCAACAAUGCUGGGCAUGCUACAAGUCCAUGGACUUCCGUGCGCACCCUGGAAGCUUCUCCAAGUGGCCUGAGCAACUUCACUGUGGAAAAGAAAGAGAAUGGCAGGGCACUGUUGCUUAAGUGGGCAGAGCCUUCGAAGCCCAAUGGUGACAUUAAGACGUACAAUAUUUUCAAUGACGAUAACUUGGAAUAUAGUGGCUUGUCUCGUCAAUUCCUCUUCAGACGCCUUGAGCCUUUCACUCUUUACACCCUAGUACUUGAAGCCUGCACUGUAGCCGGCUGCACUCGCUCCGUGCCCCAGCCAGUCUGGACUGAUGAAGCCCCUCCUGCUUCUCAAAUGGCACCCGUAAUCCAGUCAGUGAGUGCAACCAGCAUUGGGGUGAGAUGGUCUGAGCCAAUUAAUUCAAAUGGAAAAAUAAUACGCUAUGAAGUUAUUCAGAGAUGUGCGAAAGGAAAUGCUUCAGGGAAAAACUCAACAACAGAAGAAGAGAAAAUUGUUUUCACGGAAUAUAACACUGAGAAGAAUACAUUUGUAUACAGCGCUCAGGAUCUGCAGCCAUGGACUCGUUAUGAAUAUAAAAUACGUGCCUGGAAUUCAGCAGGCUAUACUGAUAGCUCUUGGUCAGUUGCAAAGACCAGCCAGGCUGCUCCAAAAGGCUUGGCGGCACCUAUUCUGAAGCAUAUUCCAGGAAGCCCUGACAAAAUACUAAUUUUGUGGUUGCCCCCAGAAGAACCAAAUGGCAUUCUGCAAUCAUAUCGGCUUCACAGAAAUGGUGUCCCCUAUCCUUUUAGCUUUGAUGCUGCAACUUUAAAUUACACCGAUGAAGAGUUAUUCCCAUAUUCAGAAUACCUCUAUGCGGUAACCACUUGCACAAUGGGAGGCUGCUCCACCAGUGACCACACCAGCAUACGAACCCUAGAGGCAGCUCCAGCCGUUGUGAACCCUCCCAUGCUAGAGGAUCUAGGGUCUACCCAAAUGAACUUGUCUUGGUUGCCACCUACAAUCCAAAAUGGAGAAAUCACUAGAUACAUCUUAAAAUUAAAUGGUGAAGAGCUCUAUAUUGGGAAAAGUUUGUUCAGGACAGUGUUCAAUCUGCAGCCUUACACUAAAUAUGACAUCACAUUGGUUGCCUGCACUAAUGGAGGUUGUACAAAUAGUGCCUCCAAAACUAUUUGGACAAUGGAAGCUCCGCCCCUCAACAUAGAUGCCCCCAUGUUGGCAGUGACAGGUUCAGAAUCAAUAGAAAUCACAUGGAAGGCUCCUGCAAAUCCAAAUGGUAAAAUCCGAGUGUAUGAGCUGAGGAGAAAUGGACUUCUGAUUUAUUCAGGCCUAGAAACUCGUUACCAUGACUUCAUGCUAGCUCCAGGAAUAGAAUACAGCUAUGCUGUUACUGCAAACAAUAGUCAAGGGAGCAUUACUAGUCCUCUAUCUAAAACUAGAACUAACCCUUCUGCCCCAUCUGGUAUGUCACCUCCUAGAUUGCAGGCAUGGUCCUCAGAAGCAAUUUUGGUGACUUGGGAUCCUCCAGCAAAAGUCAAUGGUGAUAUCAUCAAUUAUACAAUCACUAUUCGGGAACCUAUUAAACCAGACAAAAAGACUGUUCACUUAGAUUCGUCUCAUGCUUCUUUUGAUAGGAGAUCCUACACUUUGGCAGAACUAAAAGCGUAUCACAGGUAUGAGGUCCAAGUGCAAGCUUGUACACUCCAGGGUUGCACUUCCAGUGAAUGGGCUUCAGUUCAGACUCUUGAAGCAUCCCCUGAAGGACAGCCAGCCCCUCUCAUAGAUGCUCAAUCAAGCCAUGAAGGUUUUCAGUCUGAGCUUUCCAUUGUGUGGACAGGCCCAAAGCAGCCAAAUGGAAGGAUCUUAUAUUAUGAGCUUUACAGAAGACAGAUGACACCCAAUCAAGAAGCCCCAGUACUUGUUUUUAAUGGCUCAUCUAGUUCCUUCAAGGAUGCCACGCUAUUGCCUUUUACUGAAUAUGAAUACCAGGUUUGGUCAAUAAACUCUGCAGGCCGGACUGCUAGCAGUUGGACACCGUGCAGGACAGGGCCAGCCCCACCUCAAGGACUUCACGCACCCCUAUUUGACACAGUAGCUUCUACUUCAGCGGUGGUGAACAUCAGCCCUCCCCUUAAGCCAAAUGGAAUAGUCAGCCUCUACAGACUAUACUCAAACAAUACCAAAGGAAAAGAUGUAGUGCUAUCAGAAGGAACUGCCACUCAGCAAACCAUCCAUGGGCUCAAGCCUUUUACCACCUAUUCAGUUGGGGUUGAAGCCUGUACUUGCUUCAGUUGUUGCAGCAAAGGACCAGUGGCACAAGUCACCACACAGCCAGCUCCCCCUGCACAGCAGCCUCCUCCCUACGUAGACAGCAUGACCUCAAGGACUGCCUCUUUUCAUUGGGAUACACCUCAGGAGCCCAACGGCAUUGUGAGAAGGUAUGAACUCCACAUGUAUCCAACCUGCCUUCCUCACUUGCAGUCACUAGAAAGGUCUUGUAAACCUGGCCCAGUUGAAACGAGGUACACAGGAAAUAGCCAGCAUUCCAUUGUAACUGAUCUACAGCCCUAUACAACCUACAAGCUGAGAGUGGUGUCAUAUAAUUCGGUAGGCAGCACAUUUUCAGACUGGAUCACCUUCACCACCAAAAAAGAAGCACCUCAAUACAAAGCUCCAUUUACAGUGGUCAGCAAUUUAUCCACCAUCUACCUUGACUGGAGUCACAGCUUCCUACUGAAUGGGCCGCUAAAGGAAUAUGUGCUAAUGGAGGGAGGGCAACGUAUCUACAGUGGUUUUGACACCGUACUAUAUUUACCAAGGACAUCAGACAAAACCUAUUCAUUUCAGGUGAUCUGUACCACUGACGAAGGGAGUGCAGUAACGCCAGUGAUCAAAUACAACUCUGCUGCAGGACUUGGUCCUGUACUAACAACCCCAGGAAAAAAUGAGGAAGCAGGAAGGAAACAAGCAACCUUCUACACAGAGCUGUGGUUUGUGGUCCUGAUGGCCAUCCUCGGCUUGCUCCUUCUGGCAGUUUUUCUAUCCCUGAUUCUACAGCGGAAAAUCAGUAAGCAGCCUUACGCACGGGAAAGGCCUCCUUUGGUCCCACUUCAGAAGAGGAUGUCUCCAAUGAGCGUCUAUUCACAAGGAGAAACGCACAUGGGACUGGCAGAUACAAAAAUUCCAGGACCAGCAUCGCCUACGAGUAUGCAUAGUGUUCGAAGCACUUCCGUCGUCCAGGGACCCAGCCAAAGCCAGAUUCAACGUACUUUUUCCCAAGCUUCCCUACAUCGAAGUGUCAGUCAGCUUAUCGAUGUCUAUGACAAAAAGUCCUUAAUAGAAGAUGUUGUUUGGGAUACUGUUCUUCGCGGUCAUGACAGUGGUUUGUAUGUGGAUGACGAAGAUCUUGUAAGUGCUAUCAAAGGCUUCAGUACUGUGACCAAAGAACAUACAACAUUCACUGAUACACAUUUAUGAUCAGUUUCUCCACUGCUGUUAUAGCUUAAGCAAAAGCUUGUAGGUUUGUUUGUUUUUUUAAUUCAAGCCAUUCUGAAUCCACUUUGCCUUGUUCAAUUGCUGAGAUAUUAUGUGCCUACUGGAACUUUACCCAUGUUAACAAACAAUCACUUGGGCAGUGGGUGGCUAGAAUUGGUUGUACUGUUAUUUUAUCAAAACAUUAUCAUUGUUGCUAAACAAUUGUUGCUGCAGGAUGGAAAUGGAUAGAGUUGGAACUGUGUUUAUAUUAGUAUAUAUAUAUUAAAUGGAUUUUAAUGUGGUUUUGAUAGAUAUAUGAGCCUGAAACCUUGACUGAACCACCCAUUGAAGGAAAUAAUGAGAUUAAAAAUGGUAUAUUUGUCAAAUUUAGAUCACCACUA
Messenger RNA from Pogona vitticeps (central bearded dragon), 15494 nucleotides. The record is from RefSeq and is a predicted model, not a curated record. Lineage: Eukaryota; Metazoa; Chordata; Lepidosauria; Squamata; Agamidae.